Colius striatus (speckled mousebird) is the source of this 466-nucleotide messenger RNA. RefSeq names its product cytochrome c oxidase assembly protein COX14 homolog. The transcript is spliced from 2 exons. Gene Ontology annotation, biological process: mitochondrial respiratory chain complex IV assembly. Lineage: Eukaryota; Metazoa; Chordata; Aves; Coliiformes; Coliidae. Bases 273 to 431 code for a protein of 52 amino acids. The record is from RefSeq and is a predicted model, not a curated record. Gene Ontology annotation, cellular component: mitochondrion.
GGGCAGAGCCGGGGGCUGAGGGGGCCGGGCCGGGGGUGGCGGGGGCCGGACCGAGAGCCGGGGCAGAGCCGGUUCCGAGCCGACCCCAUCGCCCGCCCUGAGGCGGCUCCGGGGCGAUAACAACGGCCGAGGCCUCGACGCCUCCGCCAGGGGGCGCCGCGAGCUCCCGCUCGUGUUCUGCCGCCUCCGCGGACUACAUAUCCCGGCGUGCACCGCGCGGGGGGACGGGAGCGCGCCGGAAGUGCCGAGCGGCGGGAGCCGAGGGCGCAGCCAUGGUGUCCGGCAAGCAGCUGGCUGACUUCGGCUACAAGGCCUUCUCCGGCUCCAUGAUGCUGCUGACGCUCUACGGCGGGUACCUGUGCGGGGUCCGCGCCCACCGCAUCCUGCAGCGCCGCCGGGAGCGGGACAGCGCGGCCGGCCCUGGCGCCUGACACACCCCGGCCCUGACAGACCCCCCCCCCCCCCC